This is a messenger RNA of Rhizophagus irregularis DAOM 181602=DAOM 197198, 903 nucleotides long. RefSeq lists its product as uncharacterized. The record is from RefSeq and is a predicted model, not a curated record. Lineage: Eukaryota; Fungi; Glomeromycota; Glomeromycetes; Glomerales; Glomeraceae.
AUGUCUAAUAAUAGAUAUGGAUGUGGUUUACAUUUUUUUAAGAAAUAUCCAGAUGGGUUAACUUUUAUUCGAAAUGAAAAUGGUGAUCUCACACCUAAGAUCCAAUCCCAGAACAAAGAGCUUCAUGCUAAAUUGAUAUUUGACCGAUGGAUAAAUAAAGAAUUGAAAUCAAUUUUCUCUUCAAGAACGGGAAUUUCUUAUAACUCAAGAUAUAUUGUUUGUAAUUCAAAUCGUAAAAUCAACCCUGGACGUACUCACAUGUAUCACAAACUCAUGAAUAAUUUCCGUUCAACUCCAAGUCCAAAUUCGAGGACAGCUAAAAGGCAACAAAUGAGAUUUGAACGCUCUUGUCAUCGUAUUUUAUUACAAGAAGUUAUUAAACCAGGCGCUGUUUCCAGUACAUUAACGAAACUGGCUGCAGCUAAAAAAGGACGGUUCCUUUUUUUACCAUCUCAAAAAUUUACGACUCCUCUCAAACACUUACGUUAUAAGAAAACUGUUGAUAUCCCCAAACAAAAGGAUUAUAACUUUACUAUUCCGCAUUAUUUUGGCGCCAAUACGAACACGACCAAGGCAUCAAGGACUACAAAUAAUAUUUCCAUUGUCACAGAUUCGACUCUUAUUCCGGCUUCUAACGAUGAAUUAUUAUAUACGGUCAUUCCUUAUAAUCCUAUUCCGGAUAUGUUUAUUCCUCUUAAAUAUCGGGAUAUCAUACCGCCUGAUCCUAUUUAUGAUAAUUUUGGUUCUUUUAUUAUCCCUGGUUCUAGGGAAUGGUUUACUUAUAUGUAUCAAUUGGACUUAAAUACACGUGAUGAACGCCUCGAAAAAGCUGAAGAUGCUAAAUUUGCUGCUAGAAUGGACGAACUUUAUGCCGAAUCUGUGGCUGCUAAACUUCGUUAUUAA